AGUUCCUUGAAGUACCAGUCCUCGUUCUCGACCUCCUCCGCUUUUGUGUGCUGGAAACUUUGUCCUUUAGAUCAUUGAACCCUUAUUCUAUCAGCAGAACUUCUAGAGACUAGGUUCUCAUUAUGAAUAGGCCAGGUGUGUCAUCUUCUUGCUUUUGUGCUGUCCGUGGCUCGGGGUUGCUAUAACCCGAUGGCCCUUCUGGUCGGUGUUCUCGUGGCAUGUGUGGCUCUUGGCUACAGACUGGAUUUUUUGCUCGAUUUUGGGCUAUAAGAAAGCUUUUGUUCUUGCGUCUUCCUUCCGUACCCAAAAUGCAAACCUAUCGGUGACCCUUGUCUCUGCGACCGGGAUGCCUCGCAACACCAUGCCAAGAAACCCUCCACACCUUGAUCAAGGGGCCCCCGAGUGUUUUUAUACAGUCGCCUGUGAUGUUAAACGAUGUUAAUGUGUGUUUUUGAUACAUUAGGCCCGGGCCCACAACCUCUCCGGGGCAUGUCCGGAUUCCCCGCACAGCAACAAGUACAGGCUCGAAAUGCGACAUUGGCAUCUGCACGUUUGCCAAAUGGAAAACUCGGUGCGAUUGCCCAAAAUAAAAAUUUGUGUUAUAAAGGACGUGGGAAACUAACGGGGGACACAUGGGGUAGGAACUGGGGCGAAUUGGAACUUCAACUUGCCCGUGAGCGGAACGCCAGGAAUCCAAAGCAAUCAGCAGCGCACCAUGGCAAACAUGGGAACUUUUGCCCAAAGUCUCAGCGGAUCACAGCCUGCCACUCCGCUUGAUCUUUCGUGAGUGUGCCAUCACCGCUGAUCACUCACCUUCAGACCGCCUAUAAGUCUAUUUGGGAUCCAUGUGAUCUCCGAUGCGCAAAUCGCACUGACAGUUAGCCUUAUGACUAGUGACUUCCCUUCGCUAUCCGGCGCGCCUCCGCAAUCUCAAGCUCAGAAUCCAGGGCACUUGGUAUGGGCGAAUGCCAGUCAACGAGCUAUGCAACAAACACCCGUCCAGAGGCAGCAGCACCCCACGUCCCAAGCACCGUCACGAGCACCUCAAACGCAAACCCAUCUCCCUCAGCAGCAAUCACAACCCUCCCACGAUGAUGUCUUUCCCUCCGGAGCUCAGUUUGCGAACCGAUUAGAUGAUUUUCGAAAUGGCGGGCAGGGUAUCAGCGGUCAGCUAGGAGCCGGAACUCAGCCACAAACAGGCAACAUCGAGGAGUUCCCACCGCUGGGGCGGAAUGUGCCUGCCGAGCUGGGCCAAGAUCGCCGGGGCUCCUUGAUGCAAAGUGCAGGUUUUGGCAGUUACGGAUCAGGCAUGUCCUUUGCUGGCACGAACCAGGCCCAGUCGGCACAGAAUCGCAGUAUGAUCUCAUCGGUAAACGGUCCGGAACGCAUGAUGUCGCCAGCCACGCCAGGAGCAGGAGGUAUCGGAACCUCUCGAUCACCUGUCAACCAAGCAGCGAAUGGGGUUCCAGGACAAGAAAAGGAGGAAUCUACCAGUGCCAUCAUGUCAAACCAGCGCGCUUUUGCAGAACAGCAAUCAUUACAGCUCUCGGCUCAUGGACAGGAGCAAUCCGAAACUACGCAAAGUGCCGAACAACCACCGCUCGCUGAGAUGAGUGAACUGGACAAAUUCGGACUCGCAGGUCUUCUUCGCAUGAUCCACAGCGAUAGCCCGGAUGUAGCUAGUCUUGCAGUUGGUCAAGACCUGAUGACACUGGGCCUUGACUUGAAUCAGCCGGAGCCGCUACAUACGUCGUUCGCUUCGCCAUUCGUUGCUUCCAUGACAGGCGUGCCUCUGGAGCAAGAUUUCGCUCUGCCUUCGUGUUACAACGUUGCCAACAUCCAGCCACUCCAGUCGCGCAUUCCUAGUUUCAGCGACGAGACGUUAUUCUUCAUUUUCUACAGCAUGCCCCGCGAUAUCAUGCAGGAACUAGUUGCUGAAGAGUUGAUGGGUCGCAAGUGGAGAUAUCACAAGAUUGAGAGAUGCUGGCUUACUCGGGAUGAAACCUAUCCUGGUCCUGUUGAUGUCGACAGAGGUGUCAGCGAACGGGGUGUCUACCUCCUCUGGGAUCCUGCCAGCUGGAAGAAGAUCAGGCGCGAGUUCAUCCUCCGAUACGAAGACCUGGACAACCGGAUGGAUCCGCAGCGCAAUCUGGCGCGUAUGGGAGUCCCGCCCCCGGGGUCAUGAAUUAUCUGAGAGGGGAGCAUGAAUGAUGGGAUCAGCACCGGCGUUGGGUUCUCUGCCAGUUUCCUAUGGGUUUUCAGGUGUGGCCGCGCACCAAGGUGUUUUCUCAACUUUAGGGGUCGCUAUGGGAACGUAGGAUACUAUUUGAAAUCAGAUGACUUGUAUGAUCUUGCCAGUG
Aspergillus melleus is the source of this 2360-nucleotide messenger RNA. RefSeq names its product transcriptional regulator, variant 2 (gene CDC36). Gene Ontology annotation, cellular component: P-body; CCR4-NOT core complex. Lineage: Eukaryota; Fungi; Ascomycota; Eurotiomycetes; Eurotiales; Aspergillaceae. The transcript is spliced from 5 exons. The record is from RefSeq and is a predicted model, not a curated record. Gene Ontology annotation, biological process: nuclear-transcribed mRNA poly(A) tail shortening; regulation of DNA-templated transcription. The coding region runs from base 887 to 2185 and encodes 432 amino acids.